Phyllostomus discolor (pale spear-nosed bat) is the source of this 4651-nucleotide messenger RNA. RefSeq names its product coronin 2A (gene CORO2A). The transcript is spliced from 12 exons. Gene Ontology annotation, molecular function: actin filament binding. Gene Ontology annotation, biological process: actin filament organization. NCBI's taxonomy places the organism in Eukaryota, Metazoa, Chordata, Mammalia, Chiroptera, Phyllostomidae. The record is from RefSeq and is a predicted model, not a curated record. Bases 198 to 1775 code for a protein of 525 amino acids.
GUCAGGAGAGUGCGGAAGGCGGGGUGCCCCCGCGGGUGCGCAGGCGGGGCUUGUGUCGGCUCCUGCCCCGCCCACCCGCCCCGUCCGCCAGGCUGCGGGGGGAGGAGGCGGUGGCUCGGGGCGCGGGGACUCCGCGGGCGGCGAGGAGCUCAGAGCCGGAUCCGGACGCCACCGCCACCUGCGCGGCCGUCAUCAAGAUGUCAUGGCAUCCCCAGUACCGGAGCUCCAAGUUCCGCCACGUCUACGGCAAACCGGCCAGCAAGGAGAACUGCUACGACUCGGUGCCCAUCACCCAGAGCGUCCAAGACAACCACUUCUGCGCCGUGAACCCCCACUUCAUCGCGGUCGUGACUGAGUGUGCCGGUGGCGGGGCCUUCCUCGUCAUUCCCCUGCACCAGACGGGAAAGUUGGACCCCCACUACCCGAAGGUCUGCGGGCACAGAGGGAACGUCUUGGACAUCAAGUGGAACCCUUUUGACGACUUUGAAAUCGCCUCCGCUUCUGAAGAUGCCACAAUUAAGAUCUGGAACAUCCCCAAGCAGCUGCUGUCGAAGAACAUCACGGUCUGCAGGAAGGAGCUGGUGGGCCAUGCCCGCAGAGUGGGCCUGGUAGAGUGGCACCCCACGGCCGCCGGCAUCCUCUUCAGCGCCGGCUACGACUACAAGGUGAUGGUCUGGAACCUGGAUACAAAGGAGCGUGUAAUCAUGAGCCCCGUGAAGACAAUUGACUGUCACCAAGACGUGAUCCUCUCUAUGUCCUUCAACACCAACGGCAGCCUGCUGGCCACCACCUGUAAGGACCGCAAGAUCCGGGUUCUCGACCCCCGAGCAGGGACGGUCCUCCAGGAAGCCAACUACAAGGGGCACCGGGCCAGCAAAGUGCUGUUUCUGGGGAACCUGAAGAAGCUGCUGUCCACGGGCACCUCCCGAUGGAACAACCGGCAGAUGGCCCUGUGGGACCAGGACGACCUCUCCGUGCCUCUCACGGAGGAGGACCUGGAUGGCUCCUCAGGUGUGCUGUUUCCCUUCUACGACGCAGACACCAACAUGCUCUAUGUGGUGGGGAAGGGAGACGGGAACAUCCGCUACUAUGAGGUGAGCGCCAGCAAACCUCACCUGAACUACCUGACCGAAUACCGCUCCUCAUUCCCACAGAAGGGGAUCGGCGUCAUGCCAAAGAGAGGCCUCGAUGUGUCCACCUGUGAGAUCUUCCGCUUCUACAAGCUGAUUACCACCAAAAGUCUCAUCGAGCCCGUAUCCAUGAUUGUGCCCCGGAGGUCAGAGUCCUACCAGGAGGACAUCUACCCACCCACGGCGGGGGCGCAGCCCUCUCUGACCGCCAGGGAGUGGCUCAGCGGGAUGAACAGAGGGCCGGUCCUGGUGUCCCUCAGGCCUGGCUGCGAGCUGCUGAGCCCUCGGCCUCUGCCCCCAGAGAGUGCUCCCUCCACCCCCACGGCCCCCGCCUCGCCCCACCUCACGAGCCAGAUGGAAAAGCUGGUUGCAGAAGAUGGCCAGAGGCCCUUCUCGCUGCCGGAGGAGAAGUCACCGAAGUGGACCCCAGAGCACAGGCUGGAGGAGAAGAAGGCCUGGCUCACAAACGGGUUUGACAUCUUCGAAUGCCCCCCGCCAAAGACGGAGAACGAGCUGCUGCAAAUGUUCUACCGGCAGCAGGAGGAGAUCCGGAGACUCCGGGAACUGCUGACCCAGCGUGAGGUCCAGGCCAAACAGUUGGAACUGGAGAUCAAAAACCUGCGGAUGAGCUCAGAGUGGUUCUGAGCAGAGGGGUCUGCCCUCCCUGCCCUCAGGGACCCGCCACUCGGCUCCGUGGGGAGGUCCAGAACCAAGCCACACGCCCCCCACCCCCGAGAACAACCACUAUUUCUAUAUUUUUUACCAGAAAAUGAAACUCGAUCGCCGAAAGAUUCCAGUGGGACAUGGUGCCGUUUUUCUAUUUGCCUUCUCCAAACAGUGUCUGAACUGACUCUUUUUAGAUGAUAACUUGCCUUCUGUUUAAUUCUGUUCAUGAGGGUCCAUGCUAAGCUAUAACUUCCCGAGGGAAAGAACAUUAUAUAGACAGAAAGUCAGAGCUAAAAGGACUUAGGAGGCGAGCCCGCCUGUGGUGUUCAAACUGCAGUCUGUAGAAUGGGGGGGCAGCUAAGCAGGAGGGCUGUAGCCCCAUCCCAACUGGGUAGCUCCCCAUCUUUCAGUUUUAUAUAUUGGCUUCGAUGGAAAUGCAUACUUCUGCCACUCAAAAAAAUUUAGAAGUUUGAAAACCUGUGAUUGGCCCAACUUCCUCAUUUUUUGGAGGUGGGAAACAGGCCCAGAGCGUCCAUGGCAGGGCUAGGCUGAGCUCCUGGUCCCCUGGCGUGUCCUGCUGCUGCUUCUGGUCGGAUACAGUUCUCAGCCACACAGCAGCAACCCGCUGGUUCUGGCCCCAGCUGCACCCGUGACUUGAAGUGAGUGACUUCAUGUUGUUUCCUCUCUGGCCUCAGUUUCUCCAUCUGAACAAAGGGGGCCUUGGAAUCUGCCACCCAAGACGUGAAAUGUUGGCCAUGACCUGAGGAAAAACUACCUGCAGGGCGAUGAUCCGGAUUUGCUGUGGGGACUCACUGGACGCUGGCAAAGGGGCACAGGGAGUUUCGCUUCAGGGAGAGAAGCCAAGGUCCAGCCCAAUUCUCUAAUACAGGCAGAAGGGUGACGCCAUCCCCUCUUCAGCCAGCAUUAGUGGGAUGUGCAGGGGCACUCCCUGGUGUGGGACGCAGACAUCAGGUCACUUGUCCAUGACGGCUGACAGCCACCAAAGCACUCCAGCCACAGAGCCUGCUCUGGCAGGAUGACCUAGGCAGAUGUCCGAGCAAGGCAACAGAAGAGGCCCCUGGGGGUAGGGAGCCCCAGGGCUGGCAGUGUGCCGGCAGAACCCGCUGGCCGCCCCUCCACAAGGGCUUCCGGGGAAGGAUGACGGUACUAGGCAAGGAGGCGAGGCCACAGGUUCCCAUCCAGCCUGUGUCCCUCCUUUGUGAAUCUUUGCUCUGAGCCCUUGUCUGAGAUUUUCUCUUUUUCAGUGGUCAGUACAGUGGCUCAGCUAGAGACGGGAAAUGUUGGGAGUUAAAUAUACCUGCUUACUGAGGAGGUAAGCACAGGUUAAAUAUACCUGCAGAUGAGGAGUUUUGCCCGUGGCCCAGGGUAGCCCUGGAGCUAGGAUGGGAACUGCAGGAGGCCCCCGGCCUGAUAGGUGUCAACCCAGGCCGUACCUCAGAGUGCCCUUGGGAGCACUCAGGAAAUACAGGUGGCCAGGCCCAACCCGGACCAGCUGCAGCUGAAUUGGCUGAGUAGGGCCUGGCCUUCUGUAUGUCUUUUAUGAGCUCCCAGGUGACUCUACAGUACAGUGAGGGUAGCAACACUGGGCUGGACCGUCUGUACCUAUCUACUACAGUAAAGACAAGGACCAGGAGCUGGGGCUCCAACCUGGUCCUUUAAGUCCUGGCCAGAGGCUGAAAUCAGGAAGGGGUGUUCUGAGCCCUCCACCAGCUCUCUGCCCAAGCCCCGAGCUCCCCACCCCACCCCACCCCUUCCUCCCCCCGCCCCCCCCACCUGUCCCACACGAGGGGCACGCUGUGCCCCUGAUCGCCCCCACCCCGAGCCUUGGCUGAGUCCGCCUGUCUGCCUGCACACGCCAGACACCCAGUUGCUUGUCUUCUCCUCCGUUUACUCAGUCUCUGGGGCCCACCAAGCUUGCCAAAGACCAAAUCCCAGGUGGCGUCAGGGAAGCAGAAUUCCACCGGAAGCCUCACUGGGGCCAGCACUUCACAGUUUACAGAGCCCUCCCACCCCCACUCACCGGCACAUCCCGCUCUAACAUGGGUCAGUCAGGCCUGAUUGUCCCGUGUUCGGGAGGGAAGACUAGCCUCGGAGAACAAAGGCACUUUCAUGCCCAAAGGCACUGGCUCCAAAGUGGGGGCGACGGGGCUGAGCUUCCAGAGCUUUCUGGAUGCCUCCUCCGACUCUCCCCGCCCCAAAGGGACCCAGACCUUGCGCUCAGCAACACCACCAAGGCAUCCACGAACAAACCUUCUCUUUCUUUCUUUUUUUUUUUACAUUUAGAGUAAAUUAUUUAAAUUAUUUCGCAGCCAGGGAGAGGGAUAGGUAAUUUUUAUCAGAUAUUUUUUUAAGCCAUGUUUGAAGAUUACUUUGUUGUUUGCGUUCUCACCUGAUGAAACGGAACUCGUCCAGGGUUCGCAGGGCCAGGCCCUCACACUCAGGGCGGCGGGCAGAGCCUGCCUUGCUCCUCUCGCCGCUCGCUGCUCGCCCUAGCAACCCCUGGCUGUCGGCUCAGGAACUCGCAGAGGAUGAAGACAGCUCUAGGGGAUGAGCUUCAGGGUGCGUCCACCUCAGUGCUCUAGUCAUUGUUCUUCUUGGAACAAAACUCUGAGAUUGUUUCAUAGAGGGGAGCAGGAAGUCAGCAGAUGAUCUAUGCUUUUCAUAUAAAACCGUGCCUGAAACUGAUUGUUUUCAUGUUGUUUCUGAAAUUCCUUGUACCUUUGUAAAAAAAAAAAAUCAAGCAAGCAAGCAAAGUGAAAAUAAAUAUACGUGGAAUUGUGCUAUGGAAAGAAUCUAAAAAAAUAAUAAACAUCAUCUGCCUACACAUUUUAAUA